UCCAUUAAAGGAAAUCUUUCGCCUGGGAUACAGACCAAAGAAUGGUUUACGAUUAUCAUUUUUGUGUUAAUCCACUGCCUUUCAAAGACGAUUAUCAGAUGUAUGACGUUUAUCGAGCAGACGGCUGUUCAGUGUUUACAAGAUGUCGAGUUAAUCUCCCUUGUGUUGCUGCACUUUAUUCAUACCACAUCGUAUAUUCAACCAUCCAAUUAUUGAGAUGAAGCAAGGAAUUGCUCAACUUGACGAUGAUGAAUUAUUGCCCUACUCUCUCGCGUGAUCUCACUUCAGUACACACACGAGAUUCCGUAGACUUGGAACAUCACCAGUCGUGUAGUCCUACAAAGACGCUGAACAAUGAAGGAAACGGAAUUCAUGUGUAUUUAAAAUGAAACUUAAAAUGUUGCUUUCUUCUGCUGGCUAUGGAUCUUGCUUUUUCCUAAAAACAAAUCGAUAGCAGAAAACGGCGACAAUGUUGGCACAGGACUUCGCGGGGAUAUUUUUCAUUGUUUUGUUUGGUGGAUUAUUCAUCUUCAUCUGCACUAUCUCCGCCAUUAAAGCUGUCAGAGAUCGCAGAAAAAUCAAGAAAUUCAUAAAGGCGAAGGAGGAAGCAACGAAAGCCAUAAGACUCCAGCGACAAGCCUAUAUUAACAUGGGCCAGAUUGAAGAAACACCAAAGCAUGUCAAUUUCCUCACUGCCACAGGGAACACUGUGUCUUCAAACUACAAAGCCACACAUGUGAAUGGCGAUUCAGUAGACAAAAAUGGUGGGCCCUCAAACGCUGUUCAAACGAAGAUUAGCCAAACUUCGUCAAAAUACGGAAGUACACCAGACUCCAUUCCUCAUACUCUUGGAAAUUCACCAAGAAACUCUGUCCUCUCCACAGACACUUCGUUAUGUCAUUUUGCCUCCAUGGAAAGUCUUACUGAUGACGUCAUGAAUUCUAUCAAUGGACGUUAUGGUCCUCCUAAAGACAAGUGUUCGAGUUCAGACAAUCCCAAUUUGCAGCAUUCUCGUCCACAAAGUAGUUAUAGUACAAGCAGUGCCAAUUUAACUUUACCGGAAGAUCGCGUCACAGCUACGAAAACAUUACGUCGCUAUUCCUACCAAGUGGCAUGCGCAGAGUCCAGCAUUGAUAGAAAGCCGCCACAGUUUGCAAAGUCAGCAGCCAUUAUAAAAACGUACAGAAGUAACAAUGUUGCGUUUGAAAAUGUUGCCUUUAAUUGUGAUAGAAAUUCAUGACAUUGUGAUUAUGUUUUUUUUACCAUGUAUUGUGAAUUGUGAAUGCACCAGCACUAACUCUCCGAGAUGAAAAAAUGUAAAAAGCCUAAAGGGCUUAUUCAUAAUCUCAUCUCUUAACACUGCAGGAGCCGUUACACAAUGUUUACUAACACUUUACUAACACUACUUCUAAUCCAUUUAGGAGAUUACAAUAGUUCAACACAAGUUAGAGAACAACAGCACUGCCAAAUAUGGUUACUUCUCAGUAGAGCUUUCAUGGCUCAUGCAAGAUUCCUAUCAAUAUUUUUAACCAUGCAUAUUUUUCAAAACACUGCCAUGAAGAUUAUUAUAAACCAGUUUUUCUCUCCUCCACUUGCCAUAAUGCAUGUUUAGCAUACAUUUCUGUAUAAAAAUAAUGACACAUUUUUAUAUCAUAUUAAUAUAUAUUAAACUUAAAAAUUUUA
Molecule: messenger RNA, 1683 nt
Organism: Ostrea edulis (European flat oyster)
Lineage: Eukaryota; Metazoa; Mollusca; Bivalvia; Ostreida; Ostreidae
Exons: 5
Coding region: 470-1240 (256 amino acids)
Source: RefSeq, a predicted model, not a curated record